Messenger RNA from Saccharomycodes ludwigii, 1224 nucleotides. RefSeq names its product pseudouridine synthase PUS4 (gene PUS4). The transcript has a single exon. The record is from RefSeq and is a predicted model, not a curated record. NCBI's taxonomy places the organism in Eukaryota, Fungi, Ascomycota, Saccharomycetes, Saccharomycodales, Saccharomycodaceae. Gene Ontology annotation, biological process: tRNA modification; mRNA pseudouridine synthesis. Gene Ontology annotation, cellular component: mitochondrion. Bases 1 to 1224 code for a protein of 407 amino acids. Gene Ontology annotation, molecular function: pseudouridine synthase activity; RNA binding.
AUGAACGGUAUUUUUGCUAUAGAAAAGCCCAGUGGUAUUACCUCAUCUCAAUUUUUGUCUCAAGUUCAAAAACUUUUUAUGAAAAGUAAGAUAUUUCAACAUGAAAUAGGUGAACAAAUCAGAGAAAGAACUGAGCAAUAUAAACGUGAAACAGGCGGUCGUUUACCAUCCAGGAAAAUGCUACGUAAAUCAUCAAAAAUAAAAAUGGGACACGGUGGCACUUUAGAUCCAUUGGCUUCAGGUGUAUUAGUUAUUGGUAUUGGUAAGGGUACCAAACAACUGUCACAAUAUUUACAUGGCACUGUAAAAUGUUAUGAGGCUGAAGCACUUUUGGGAGCAUCCACCACUAGUGGGGAUUGUGAGCCAAAUGGCGAAAUUAUUAGUUUGAACAGCGUGAAUUUUUUAAAAUCUUUAACUAAUACUGAUUCAAUAAUUGACGAUUUGACCCAAAAAUUUAAAGGUCAUUUAAAACAAACACCGCCCAUUUUUGCUGCUUUGAAAAUGAACGGCAAGCCAUUACACGAAUAUGCUCGUGAGGGAUUACCUUUACCGAAACCAAUUGAGCCUAGAGAAUUGGAAAUUUCUGAGCUGGUUAUUAAUAAGGAGGAUUUUUUAAGUACUAGUCAUAAUUACAAAUUUUUACCGAUUACUGAUUCAUUAUUAGAGGAUUUAACUAAACUUGAGGAAAAUAAUGCUAACAAUGGAACACCAUUGUUUUAUUCUAAAGAAUACUGUGAGUCGCAUAAUUUGCCCAUCGACAAGGAUAAUAAACCCAAGGACACACAUCCUAUUACCAGAGAAGAAGCUGAACAUAUUAUGAAGUUAUCUACUAGUUACAGGGCACCUUUAUUACAUUUUAUUGCCAAAGUUUCUUCCGGGACAUAUAUUCGUUCAUUAAUCACAGACAUGGGGAAAUCAUUGGGUACUUCUGCCUAUAUGGUUAAGUUGAUAAGAUUAAGCCAAAAAGAUUGGGAUUUAACCAAAAAUAAUGUUUUCAAAUUGGAGAAUUUCGUUGAUGUUGAAGAAUCCAUUUGGAGCAAAGUAUUGAAAAAGGUUUUGGAUGAAGGCCCAUCUGUUGAUAUUCAAAGAGAAAUUGAAACAUUGACAUUAGAAAGUAAAGAAAAAGAACAGGUGGAACAAGAAGGUUGUCCUGACACGAAGAAACAUUCUAUAGAGAUUGAGGAAGAUAUUGAACACCCUGAUAAAAAAAGAAAGGAUAUAUAA